AGUGAGUAAUAAGAUCGCUGGGGAAUGCGUGUCAGUUUCACCAAAUUAUCAGAAACUGUAAAAAGCUUGAAGUUAAAUUACGGAAACCGCAAAAAGCUUGACGUUAAUUUCCGUAACAGGCCCUUGUGAGGCAGAUAUAAUUGCUCUAUAGGUUUCCAUAGAAUUUUACUAAUUGUACUUGCUGAUAUUAAGAACUAACCUUCGAGCAUUAGAAUGAUCUAUCUGUCGUCAUAUAUCUCUAAGUUACUCCUCAUCUCCUGUCGAAUGCGAUUACGUCUCUCAUUAAAGCAUUUUGCUUUUUUAUUUUGUCUUGUAUCAACACUAAUAACUUGUCAUACGAUGUAGAACUCAUCGGAAAGUAAUAUAUAAAUUCUUUUGGAUCCGUGAUUCUGAUUUCAGCCAUUAAAUUAACAUGUGACCAGUUGCUCCUCUUUCAACCAAUCUCGGACACAUUUCCCCUUUUUCAUUGUUUUCUGGUGCUUGCAAGCAAUCGCUAAUAUAAUUGCAGCACACGCUUUCUUCUGGGCAUUCACCAUCUUACUCUCGUGAAAUCGUGUUGCCAACUGACAGUUUGUGAUGGUAUUAUUGAUGGUGUGAGGGCGCUUCGGUAUAUUGAUGGCUUGAAAAACUAGAACUGUCAGUACAUAUUGAAAGCUGCCGGGCCCUUAAAUGUCACGUCAUUCUUGUGAUGUUUAUCUUUCAACCCAGGAUUUUAAAUUCUAGACGCCUUGCUUCGACCAUAGGUCGAAGUGUGGUGCUGUAUCUCCGAAGUGUUAUCAUGUUGUUGGGAACGUUAUUUUGAAAGCAGAAGACAUGCACAGUACAAGCUCUGAACGCGAGCAAAAUAAUAGUAUAUUUAGUGGCAGCUAGCGUUCAGUUGUCUUAAUUACUGAUGCACUGCCGAAAAUGUCGAAAAAGCAUUGCGUGAGGUUUUUGAGACCACAGCCCACAAUUUCUUCGGGGUAAUUCGCAGUAAUAAAGUGCGCGAUGGUUGCUGUUUCGUGAGAAUGUGUAGCCAACACAUAGUAUAUAAUUCUAGAUAGUAUUUACCUUUGACAGCUAUUAGGAUAUCGACGUGUAAGUAGUCAAUAUGACACAAGAAUUAUCUGCUGUCACCGUCGUAAUCAUUAUAGGAUGUGGAGUUCUGGCCUUUGUAUUACUGUUCAUAUUUGCCAAAAGACAAAUCAUGAGAUUCGCCUUGCGUUCAAGAAGGGGCCCACAUGUACCCAUAGGCCAUGGAGCGAAAAAGUCCUUAAGAAGAGAACUUGAAAGAAUGAUUGAUGUUAUUCCUCGUAUCGUAUAUGAGCCAAAACUUAUGACAGAUGAUGAUCCGCAAUAUAUCCUUCAGCCCGGAACUGAGCUCCCACCACACUAUUUUAGACUGAAGGCAGUAGAUGAUGUGAGAUUACUAGAACAAGAAAUAACUAGGCAAGAUAACUGUUUGGUGCGGCAUCCACCCGAGAACCUCCGUGCUUUUCUACUUUCGGCACUGGCAGUGCCUUUGAAUGGACUGGGACCAAAACUUGUUCAUCAAUUCUGUGACCUGUAUGAACAUGCAAGACAUGAUCCGAGUGAAUUUGGAGAUGAAGAAUAUCAAAUGUAUUCAAAGUUACUCUUGAAACUAAUAGAUGCGGCUAAGAUGCUGAAAUCAUAUCCUAAUAGUCGUAAAUCUAGCCCCAGCAGGACUCCUUUGAAGAGAAAUCAAGAUAAAUACAGGAACUUGCUGGAAACAAAACUAAGGUCUGACAGGAAGCUAACAGAUGAAGUUCUUUGUGUUAAUGAGAAAGAGAUCCGCCCAUCUUCUCUCCCUGUUUCACCUGAUGAAAACAAUGAGACAUCAGUCUGACACAAGUUGAGCUGUACUUUACUGUGGCUUUGACUCACAGUUGGACAAAGAACUGCUAAUGUACAUGAAAGGGCAAAUACCUGAACAGUCUACUUGUGCAUUUUCUGUCAACAUCCUAAUGCGCCCAUUUCACAGUUGAAGUGUUGACGUAUAUGAAUGUCCUGAAAGUGUUUCUUUGUUCUUUAGCAGUACUGAAUUACAGACUUAGUUCCAAUUGUGGUGCUAAGAUAACAUAUCUGCAAAUACUACUGCAGGUUGAAUUAGAAGGGUAUCUGUGGCUGUUAAUAGUUUCUAGUCAUAUAUCUUCAUAAGAUAAGCCAAAUAAUGAUUUGUUUCAAAAUCAUAUAAUAAGAAUGAUGCAUUGUUAGCAUAAUUGUUUUUAAUUGCCAAACAAGCUUUGUUACAAUAAUGUUAUGAGCUACACAACUUGUAUGUUCACUAAAUAAAAUUCCUUGGCGAUCGAA
This is a messenger RNA of Schistocerca gregaria, 2310 nucleotides long. Its product is annotated as protein C1orf43 homolog. Bases 1091 to 1846 code for a protein of 251 amino acids. Lineage: Eukaryota; Metazoa; Arthropoda; Insecta; Orthoptera; Acrididae. The transcript is spliced from 4 exons. The record is from RefSeq and is a predicted model, not a curated record.